Molecule: messenger RNA, 1002 nt
Organism: Fonsecaea pedrosoi CBS 271.37
Lineage: Eukaryota; Fungi; Ascomycota; Eurotiomycetes; Chaetothyriales; Herpotrichiellaceae
Exons: 5
Coding region: 1-1002 (333 amino acids)
Source: RefSeq, a predicted model, not a curated record
AUGAGUGACCAAGGAGCUGGUGGCCACCAGCAAAAUCUCCCCUAUCGCCCUCCUUCUCCUGGUCCACCUCCUCCUGCGACACCUCAGCCCGCCCAGAUUCCCCUGAGCAGUUAUUCUUCUUUAACUAACUGGGCCGGAGGCGCUACGGAUCUUCACCACCAGCCGCCUCCUCCUGCGACACCUCAGCCGCCGCCGUCGCCGUCACCUCCUCCUGCGAUACCUCAGCCCGCCCAGAGCCAUGGGGUCCCCCAGAGUAGCGGUUCUCCUUUAGCUAACUGGGCCGGAGGCGCUACGAAUCUUCAGGCCACAGAGCCUGCGAGUAGCAGCAAUCAAGCACUACCACAAGGUGAACCAUCUUCUUCGAAUCCACAUUCGGCUCCUGCUCCGUCCCGCCUUGGUCCCGUCCGCCCUGGUCCGGCCGAAGCUGGUCCUUCCCGCCUUGGUCCAGCCGAAACUGGCUCUGGUGUCUAUCCUAAUUUACGGGCCCGAAAGAGGAGACCCGGCCUACCAAGUGCAAAAAACGUGGCAUUGAGUGUGUUUGGGACACGGAGGUUACGGCUAAGGGAGCGUCCACACCCUUGCCAUACCCUUGCAAGCGGUGCGACGCAAGAACAAUAUUUUGUAACCGCGGCAGACCCAGCUGCCUCUCUUGCAACCAGGCAAAUGAACAGUGCGUAUACGACCGGUCGGUGGUGGAAAAGACGCCGGCUCAUCCAAGGAGGGGCGUCCGCAGAAUACCUUGCGAUUACUGUGCAACCACCAGCAACAGAAUUUGCGACGAACAAGACCCCUGCUAUUUCUGUCAGAUCUUUCAUAAACAAUGCACAUACAACGGCGCUCGAAGACUCUUAUGACUUUAACUUGAUCUUGCUCUCAAACGCCAGACACAAGGAGCUUCGUGGAGCUGUUCUCUGUAACACGGCGGGUCAAGGGAGUUACGGAGGUUGGAUGGAGCCUCGAGUCGGAGGGGCAGACAUUGGGGGACUGAAUAUUUUGCAGUAA